Molecule: messenger RNA, 2053 nt
Organism: Podarcis raffonei (Aeolian wall lizard)
Lineage: Eukaryota; Metazoa; Chordata; Lepidosauria; Squamata; Lacertidae
Product: bMERB domain-containing protein 1-like
Exons: 6
Coding region: 278-859 (193 amino acids)
Source: RefSeq, a predicted model, not a curated record
CUGAUUCUAUUUCAUCUUUCGGCAGCUGUGCUAAAGCAUCUCGGUGUGGAACUAGCAGGCAGCAGCAGCUGGGCAGGUACCAGGCUUGGCUGUAUUCUGUGCUCCUUUGAUUUUGCUUCUCUCUCUAUUUAAUCAUUCCUUUUCCAGAGGAUGGGCUCUGACUUCCCUGCAGCGUGUGCUCUUUAGAAGUCCUUCUCCCUAAGGAAUCAUGCUCAUUUAAACAAACAAAGAAAAAAAGAUUAGAGGGGGAAAAACAUCCCACAAGCGAGAGGCAAGGAUGGAGAAAGAAACCAAGGCAUCCACCCAGUACGGAUCCCUGGAGUCAACCAAGUGGAAAGCAGCAGAUGCAGGCAAAGAGGAUCAGAUAGUGUCCAUGGCCGACUCCACAACGACCAUUGAUGACAUCGAAGGGGAGCUCUUCAAAAUUGAGAGGAUCCGGGAAGUUCUGGUGCGGAGGGAGUCAGAGCUCAGAUACAUGAUGGAUGACAUCCAGCUUUGUAAGGAAAUCACCAGAUUGAAAAAGGAGUUGCAGAAGCUGAUUGCAGUGCCAGAAAAUAAAAAAUCUAAAGAAGACAAGCAGCAGGAGGAGGAGCUAGUGCAGCAGAUUCACAAACUUGUGGAGACUCGAGAUUUCCUGGUGGAUGACGUAGAAUUUGAAAGGCUCAGAGAACGAGAAGAAGACAAAGAAAUGGCAGAGUUUUUGAAGACCAGGAUUUCCAAAACCUGCCUUCCGAAAACAACUCCAGUAAAAGAAAAGAGGAUGACCUCCAGAGGACAGCAAACCUCUACACCAUAUGUAACAAAGACAGGCCUCACUCUUCUGAAGGAAUGCUGCGGCUUCACCUGCUCGGUCAUGUAGGCUGGGGCUGUUGUCCAUAUUGCCCACCCUACCCACCCCAAAACACAAAAUACAUUCAUGGGCAAGCCCUGCCCUCCCACACCCUGGUCAACUGGAUCCAUUCAACUCAUAGCAGAGUCACAAGCUUGAGGAGCAGGGACAAGGGAUUCUUUUGCAGAUGACAUGGACCUUGCAAGCACAUGCGGAAACUGCUGGGGCCCCCAAGGCAGGGCCGGCAUCCACCCACCUGCCGACCAAAACCAACCCACACAAUCAGGGUGGGCAUCACAAGCAGAGAGCCAGUAUGUGUGCUGCCAAAUGGGAGGGCCAAACCACAGACAAAGAUUUCAGCCUGCUGCCUUUUUCCUACCCUUUAACAGGGCAGACAGGGGGGAAACAGGAGCCCCCAGUCUGGAUACUAUUUGCAGACUGGCUACAGGGUUGUGAACCAGAGAAGGUUUCAGGCAGCAAAAUAUUGUUGCCAAGUGCACACAAACAGAUGCACACAAGCACACACAUGCAGACACAAACAAUAUGGAAGGACCGAGCCCUUCUGAUAGUUUAAAAGCAAGAAGAAUCAGCAGGACUAAUACAACACCCUCUGCCACCCUCCACCCCCCGUCUCUCACACACACAACCCCGGCCUCUCAGUAAUGUGGAUGUUGCUCCUCUUCAUUCCUUCUCUGAUUAGCAGGUUACAUCGAAACCGCCAUGAAGUUACCUAGCAACUGUGGGGCACUGAGCCUUUCACCGUAUCAUCUCUGCGGCCGCUUCCAUGUGCAGAAUGACGGCAGUCUGUUUAAGUUUAUUCUUAAAUUACCGCCCAGCAGCAGUCUCAUUCACAGCUCUUCAUUCUUCAUUUUGUUCAGCGCAAAGACGGGUGGCUAAUUAAAUGCUGCUUCAAACGGUGUGUGAAAAUGGGUGUAAGGAGUAUGUGCAGAGGAGAGACUACCACGUGUGAAUGCACACAUGUCUGUUUUGCUGUCAGCUACACCUUCUGGGAAAAUAGGUGCUUGCAUGGUCUUCACAUAGGAUGAUGUGCAGAGAUAUAGACAUGCAUAGUUCCCCCAUCCCUAUAAGGGAAAAGACACAUAUUAAGCAGCCUGGAGAGUCCCAGAAACAAUGGAUUCCUAAACCAUCCCUAGCAGGACAUCCAGUGUCCUCCUUUAAAUUUCUAGGGGUGGUUUCUACAGCAGCACCUACUGUAUAUUCCCA